AUGGAGCAGCUCCGGAAGCAGUCGGGGCCGGCAGCUCGGCUGGAUGCCAUCCUCCGGCAUCUUGAACCUCGCUGUGCCUGUGCUUUGACAAGUGUUCCUACUUCAGCCCAAGUUAGUGUUGUUCCUCAGACAGGGAGGUUUCGCUAUACCCUGGACAACGAUGUCCUCACCACAGAGCAAAGGCAGUUCUACGAAGACAAUGGGUAUCUGCUCAUUAAGAAGCUCGUUUCUGAUGAAGACAUUGAGCGCUUCAGGAAGGAGUUCAUGAGGAUCUGUAAGAGAGAGGUGAAUCCACUGGGAGCUAUGAUUAUGAAAGACGAGUCCCUGAGAUCCCAGUAUGGUCACUCUGAAAAAGUAGUUAAUAAAGUGCAGGACUUCCAGGAAGACAAAGAGUUGUUCAGAUACUGCACUCUGCCAGAGGUCCUCAGAUAUGUUGAGUGUUUCACAGGGCCAAACAUCAUGGCAAUGCACACCAUGCUCAUCAAUAAACUUCCAGAUUCUGGUAAGGAAAACUUGGAUAAGAGGAAAAUAGAUAAAUUGUUGUGCUUAUCUGGCCAAAAUGGAAUUUAG
This is a messenger RNA of Pterocles gutturalis (yellow-throated sandgrouse), 570 nucleotides long. RefSeq names its product phytanoyl-CoA dioxygenase, peroxisomal-like. The record is from RefSeq and is a predicted model, not a curated record. The coding region runs from base 1 to 570 and encodes 189 amino acids. Gene Ontology annotation, biological process: fatty acid alpha-oxidation. Gene Ontology annotation, molecular function: phytanoyl-CoA dioxygenase activity. The transcript is spliced from 6 exons. NCBI's taxonomy places the organism in Eukaryota, Metazoa, Chordata, Aves, Pterocliformes, Pteroclidae.